AUGUACAAGACAUGUUUAAUAAAAUUGAUUAUGAUAUUAAUAAAAUUGAUUUUUGCAGAGCAUCAAGAUCAUAUAAUCUAUUGGGAUGCUAGUAAUUCAAUAUUUAAAGAAAAUCCUGAUGAAUUGUAUGUCAAUGAGGGAGAUAAUUUGAUUUUUAUUUGUUCACCAAAUCGAACACAUAAAAUCACUCGCCCAGUGAAUUUACUUCGGGGAUUUCUUAAUAAAUCAUUAAAUGAAUUUGUACUUAAAGUUAGUCGAUUCCCAGAGAUCACAUCACUUCCUAGUUUUGAUUACAAUAUACCUGUACACUUUAUAGCUCAUUCAUUUACAUGUCAGAAAAAUAACAUCCGAUUAAGUUUCAAGUUAGCAAAGAAUUCUAUGAAUGAUAAAAAUAAUUCUCUUGUUUCUGAUGUUUUAAAGUCGUUUAUAUCAGAAACGCAAUUAAUUGGUCAAAACAAAUCUGUGUCCAUUGUAAAUAGAACGUUACAGCACCAUUCAAAAACCAAACUAGUUUUAGAAACUUCAGUCACAUACAGAAAUCAUACUUUUAUUAUCAAAGAACAAACAAUAGACUGGGAAGAAUAUAAAUUUUUACUUGUCCCAGCUAUAUUUGCAUUUCUUACACUGAUUGGUAUACAGAUUAUUUUAUGCAGUUUUUGGCUUCCAAAUUCAAUUGUAAAUAAAUUUAUAGCUUACUUUAAGAAGUGUAAAUGUAAAAGAACAUCAAAAGAUCAAUCAAAUCAACCAUGUUACAAGCAUGAAAUAAAACAUUUGUACUUAAAUAAUACUUCUUCAAUGUCUAGAAUACGUUCAUCAAAAUAA
This is a messenger RNA of Schistosoma mattheei, 822 nucleotides long. Lineage: Eukaryota; Metazoa; Platyhelminthes; Trematoda; Strigeidida; Schistosomatidae. The record is from the annotation of a GenBank genome assembly.